AUGAUGGGCAUCAUGGACGCCAUGGAGACGGGAGGCGCGACACCAAGGGCACCAUGGGACAUUAGAGAACAUCAUGUCGUGGCUAGCGCGCCGCCUGGCAGCUACGCAAGGAACAAAGUUUCCCACUCGACAAGAUGGGGAGAAGGCUCCAAUGGAUCAGAUAAAAGGCAUCGAUGGUCAGCCCAAAAGCCGCGGCCAUUUUGGCAGCAGCACUUCUUUCAAGAAAUCCUCACAUUCCUCCGCAUACUCAACGAGGCCAUGAGCGCGGCAUUUCAACUAUUGAGAAGCGCAUUGCGACAUGCCUUCUAUCCCCGCGACAAGCUACCGGACGAGCGGCUCCGCUGCUUCAUCAUGGACCUGCCGCCGGAACUGAUUCUCCAGAUCGGGGAGCAUCUACCCCCUCAUUCUCGCCUUCUGCUCUCACAUACAUGCUCGGCACUACACCAGGCCCUCGGUCGCAAAGGGGGUGCGCGCCUCAGCCGCGAGGACCACAUCGAGUAUCUCAUCGGUGUCGCCUACGACUUGCCUACUAAAUGGGUGUGUGUAGAGUUCGCCGUCGGCGUCAAAGCACUGGUCGACCUUUACCGGAUGUGGCACCCCGAGCGCCGACCCGAUACGCCAAACGCCGGGCAGCGGCCUGGACCGGGCGACGCCGGACAGCCGCCAGGAAGGACGACCGGAGGGCCCCCUCGCUCCGACACGACAACAUCCGACAACCCGGGUUCCAACGGGAGCCGGACGGACGAGGAGGCACGACCGCCUGGGGCUGAUGCGGCAACUUCCGCCGACUCUGGCACGGCAGACGCGGCGACGCAGACCCUCGACGCGGCAGCCCAACCGCCCGGGACUGACACGACAACUUCCGCCGACUCUGGCACGGCAGACGCGGCGACGCAGACCCAGGACGACGAGGCGACGUGGACACGGGAGCGGGCGCGCGUGGACGACCUGGAAGAACGGAUCGCCUGGAUGUCGACGAUUCUGGCCCUUGCUGCGGACUAG
Purpureocillium lilacinum is the source of this 1002-nucleotide messenger RNA. Lineage: Eukaryota; Fungi; Ascomycota; Sordariomycetes; Hypocreales; Ophiocordycipitaceae. The record is from RefSeq and is a predicted model, not a curated record.